GGCGGCGAAAUUCGGAUUCAUCCGAACCAGGAGGACGUGUCUGCCAUGACAGACGAUCGAUGUCAGGACGCCGUAAUGUUGUGCAUGGAAGUCCACAAGGAGCUGCAGGAAGACUGUUAGCAACCAAUUUAAAUGUCGAGCCCCGCACACUCGAAGAUGAGUGCCUGGUGAUGGUACCCGCUGAGUUAGCAGUCUUAAGCGACUCUCCGAUGAAAGCGGACACGUCGGCGCCAUUGGAAACUGCGGGGGCUCGGAUGAAUCCGAACCAGGGCCCUGUGAGCAUGUCCCUCCAUGAUGCAGCUUUGGAGACGACCGUAAUUCGGAUUCAUCCAAGACACACGGACGAAGGACUUCAACUGGUAGGCGUUGAGGGUUGUCGACUUCUGACGACUUUGGACAAGGACGAUUCCGCCGACGACUGGAUUGGUCCGACACUUAGCGACGUCGGGAUGGAGCAACCGGUUGAGCCAGGACACGACGACCCCUUGUACUCCGGCCUUCACGAGGAGGCGAUGGGAGAGGACGUUCUGAAGAAGUCCUCUGACGCUGUUGAAGAUAGAUUUCUCUAUUUCAGUGACGACGAUAAAAACACAGCGCACGAGGACAAGAAGUUAAGGGGGGGAGAGGUGUUGUUGGACAUCCAUGGGACCUUGAGCACAACACAAUACGACACAGUGGUGAUGGAGAAAACCCAGCCUGUCGAUGUUGUGGACAUCGAUGCUCUUUGUUCGGAGACGGACAUACUAAAAUUGCCCGUCGCGGACGUGGAGGAUUUCCGCCAUCGGGAUGGGGAUGAAUUUAUGUCGUCUCCGGUCAUCAACGCCGACAUCUCGAACAUGUCAAGUUCCCCUGUGGGUUUGGAGCACGUCGUCGCCGCGUCGACUCACACAGGGGCGCCAAUCGUGUUGGGACUGCCAUCGGUGGGCUCUAAUGACGUGGAAGCUAAGCCUGGUAAGCACUGACUUUCUCUGCUUGCUUCCCGCUCGUCAGCCCGUUCGU
Chara braunii is the source of this 999-nucleotide messenger RNA. The record is from the annotation of a GenBank genome assembly. NCBI's taxonomy places the organism in Eukaryota, Viridiplantae, Streptophyta, Charophyceae, Charales, Characeae.